CAUAAUGUUCGUCGAAAUAGGCUUCUUGCUCUCGGAGAUCCCACCGAAGGGAUCCAAGAUUGGACCUCGCCGCAGAACGACAGUCAGCCGUCGUUACAAUAAGAGACGGCCUGCAUUGCAGGGGCAACUGUGCCGCAGAUUAGUGAUGUGAACCUAAAAAUUGGCCUUGCAGGGGAGCAAGCCAAUCAGAACCAGGCAGUGAUGACCAAGAACGACAAAGUUGCCCAAACGAGCAUAUCAAAACUGGUUCCUCUACCUAGCAUCGCCAAUGUCAGCACCAAAAGCUCACGCGCUCUUGGUAUGCUUUGCAGAUCUUCGGGUGGAAGGAAAACGAGGACAAGGGAAUGUCAUGGUGACAAAGGUCACAGAUACCAGCUCCAUGUGGUCUACCAGGGUCACAACCCGCUCUGGUCGAGUGAGGCCCCGGUAUGGUCCCCGGUCUGGACACCGGGAGGGGAAGGGCCCGUAUCUCCCUAGGCCACCCUCACCAGGUCCAUCAUCUCACGUCUUUGCUGAUUUCUCUCUCUUUUUGCCUCUCGCCCUCGUUGUUGCGCCUGCUGAUUGUCUCUCGUUUUUUCUCAGCAUCUAUUGGCGAUCAUCAGGUCGGGUCUGACAGCAGCACUAGGAGGUGUCAAGAUCUCCCAUAUCCUUUCCUCAUUCUUGCACUGCUCUUCCUAGCACCAGCAUUGGGCGUUGGGCAAGUGGAAGAGCGGGCAUUAAAGCCAAGUUUGAGAUUGGAAUUUGCGAGCCGGCAACGGGCCUUUCUAACUAUCCAUAUUCUUCUUCGAGAUGGCGUCAUUGCUAUCAUCACUGCUUCUACUUGGGGCUGCCAUCUCACCGGCACAGGCACGUGUAGCAGCUUGGUGGAAUGGCGUCGGGCCUCAAGUGAUUGUCCAGAACGAGACAACUGGACUCAUCCGAUACAGCAGAUGCAACCUCUUUGACAACCCAAAAUACUCUUACACCGACGGGAGUGUCUUCUCCCUUACAUACAAGCCCAAGAACGAUACGCCUCUGGCUGGCUCGGGGUACUGGUCGAACGAAUUCACAGCUGCCUCGAUCUACUAUCUGACCGAAAGAUAUGAGAUUGCCAACGGUCUGUUCCACUGCAACAUGACUACCGGGCUCUUUGAAAGCAAGGGGAACUGGAUCAUCAGCAAGCCAUCGCCUAGCGUUCAUCAAAACACCGGAUUGGCUUCUUUGCUCCUGGGUGAAGAGGGAGGAUAUCGGCUGUUUUAUCACAAUAAGGAUGGCCAGGUUGCCCAACUUGGUUAUACGAGAGACGACGGCCAAUGGUUGUACAAGGGCAUGGUAAGCAAAGAUGUCAACACUGUACCCGCUCUUGGGGCUGCCCACUCUGGAAAGGAGAACAUCACGGUUAUAUCUACCAGGGACUUCAGCAAUAUUGGGGUUACAAGAUGGAAUAGUGCUGGGACUUGGUGGAGGUCCACGCUACCCCAAGCCUUGGGAAACGAAACCGAUGUGAUCACCAGCAAGACGAACAAGACCGAAAUUGCAAUCAAUGCAACGGCACCAGUCAACUUCACCUUGCCUGCUUAUGAUGCCGCCACCAAGGGAAUGGGGAUCAGCAUCAACAGGAACUACACACGUUUCAUCUGGUAUAUUGGCACCGAUAAGAAGAUCCACCAGAUUGGAAACACAAACUAUUUCUGGAGUAUCCGAGAGAACCAGACCGAAUCAUUCUGGCCCGAGGCAGAUGAGCCCAACGCCAGCGUCGGUGUUGCUUUCGACUUUUCAUCCAGUCUGGUGCACCUCUACUACAUGGCGAAGGGAAAGCUCGUCCAAGCCAAGUAUGAAAACGAAUCUUGGAAGGCAUGGUCAAAUGUGCCUGAGCCCCCCGCCGAACAAACCACCAAGGACCCCACCCCUUCUGGACCUACCACCACGGAAUCCCCUGUUUCUGAACAAUCGGAUGUGCCAAACGAGGGUCUCUCCACCGGUGCUAAAGCUGGGAUUGGAGUGGGUGUAUCAGUUGGCGUCAUUGCUGUUGGAGUGCUCAUUGCAGUUAUCGUGUUGCUGAAGCGUAAGAAGCACGAGGGAUUCGAACACCCGCCCCAACAGCACACGGACGACGGCUCAACGAUUGCUCCCACCACCCCUGCGCCAUCAUAUGGUGUCCCUCACCCCCAAAACCCAUUGAUGGUUCACUACAACAACAUUGCUCCUCAGUAUCACAACUACCAAAUGGCGCAGUAUGAUGGUUACGCCUGGGAUCAGAAGUAUGCUCCUAUCACAUCAAACUCCCCACCAGCAUCACAGCCAUAUAGUUCUCCCCAGUCAACAUACGCCGCAAUGCCAAUCCAGCAGCUUGACUCGGAGACCCGUCCGACAGAGCUGUAUGCUCAGCCUCUAUAUGAGCUCCCAAACCAGACGAAUUCUCAUGAGCUAGUGGCAGAGCCGAAGAGAACCGCGGCGGAGCAGCAGGAAAUAUACGAGACGCAGCAGUUGGAGCAGCAACGGCGGGCGAUGUAUCAGCAGCAGCGGCAACAACAGCAACAACAGGCGCAGAUGUACCAGGAACAGCCGCCACAGUACCAGCAACUCCUCACCAGCCACCAGUAUGGUGUGGCCACAGUCUGGCUCGUCUCAACCGUUGGAAUCAAGUCCAAUGCCAAGAAGAUCUCACGCAAGGCGAUCCAGGAGGUCAACGUCCAGAAGGCUUGCGAAACUAUCUUGGAGCCUGGUGCCCCUAUUGCCCUGCGUCUCCAAGGCAGUCUUCUCUAUGGCGUCUCCAGGGUGUACUCGCAGCAGUGCCAGUAUGUAUUGGCCGACGCUGAGAAGGUGCAGGCCCAUAUGAUGGCUUUUUACAAUGCCAUGGGCGGAAAUGAGAAUGCACUGGAUCCGAGGGCAGGCCAGGCCAAACGGAAGGAGCUCAUACUCCAAGACGACCCUGAUUUUGACCUCAACUACCAGCUCCCCGUCUUUGAGCUUGACGAUGACGGUAACUUGAUUCUUCCAGCCGUCGAAAGCCAAGCAUCACGCAACAGCACUUCACAGAUGUCACCUCACCAGCUCGACAGCUUCAACGCUGGCGGCAGCUCGAUCCAUGGGGGCCUUGACCUCCCCGGAUCUUCUUCUGGUCUUGGAAACCCAUUCCAUGACGGUCCCUUUGGCAGCGAUGACAUAGAUCAUGGCAUAGACAACCAACAGGUGCUGCCCUUCGGCGAUGGGGAGCGACAGCUUGCACCCAUCGAUGAUUGGGGCAUUGAAAUCGACGCAGAUGGGAACGUGUUAGCCCUUUUCGAGGAGCCUGAGCUGCCGCAGAUUCCCCAGGUCGAUGUUUCCAAGGCCGAUGACCACCUUCCCUCUGAUCUCGGUCUCGAUCGAUUCGAUAGCGAAGGAGACUUCAUUAUGGCUAACAGAGACCCUGCCAUUCCUUCUGAUCCGCGCCUGCCGUCUGAACCCCCUGUCCUUCCUCAAGUCGGCCAGGCGCAGCAAGAAGAGAACCAAGAGCAGCAACAACAAGAGGCUGAAAUGGACGAAAACGCUAGUGAAGUUCAAGCUCCAGCUCGUGCUCGACGUCAGCGUCGUCGCCAACUUCUCGCGCCAGAUGAUCAGACUAUGCUCACUCGUGGGCAGAUUCGACUCUGGGGUGACACUUACGCCAACAGAGCUGAUGAAGAGACCGCUCGACAGCAGCGACGUGGGCUCACAGCCACGGAAACACGGAUGAAUGCUUACAAUCUGGUGUUCGGACAGGGUCUCGCCAACCUUGGCUACUUGGCCGGCUACCCUAACAUCCCGCACCCCUUGGCCCCCUUAUUUGCAGGAGAGGGUCUCGCUCAGCAGUUAGGUUUCAUCAGCCCAGAUUUCGACGUCAGCGGCGAUGUACCCGCCACCCCCCGUAGCCGCCGUCGCACAGCCUCACAAGCCCUCGAGCUAGAAGAAGACGAAGUCGCCCGUCGGGUCCGUCCCCGCCUCAGCAAUGAGCCCGACGCCCCACAAGGUGCCCCCCAACUUACAAACGAAGCCAAACUCUUCCUCCUGGGUGAACAAGGAGAGCCAAUUGAAGCAGGCAGAAGGGGCACCAGCGCCCAACUCUCAGACGCAAUCCACUCCGAUGCCCCCUGGAACAGACCCUCCUCUCACAUCCCUAGCUCCUCCAUCAAAGGCGGUGCCGGCUCCAAACCCGGCAGCCGUCACGUCAGCGCCUCCCCCCUCACCCACCGUGCCAGAGCUGGUAUCUUGGGGGGAUCAGACCAGAUCGAACGCUUCAGCGAUCAGCCCAUCUUUGGAUCAGACACGGGUUUCUCCCAAGGAGGAGGUGGUGUCUUCCUCUCUUCUGAUCCCAUCAUCGAUCCGAUUGAAGCCCCCAAGGAGAUAAAGGUGCCAGCUGAUACCUCCCAGCAGAUGAUCAAUGCCCUUGAUCGCGAGGGGCAGAACUUCGCAAGGUUUCUCCGGCAUAUUGCCAAGACCAAGGGGUACGCCAAUGAGGAUGAUGAGCAGGACGAGAAAGCCUGGGUGAGCUUUGAUGACUUGUUUGAGCCGGAGGAUAGGAAGAGGGCGGUGGUGGUGCAGGCUUUUCAUCAUGUGUUGACUUUGGCGACGAAGAAUGUGGUGAAGGUGAAGCAGGAUGGACAGGGGGGGCUGAAGCCGUUUGGGGAGAUCAGGGUGGGGGUUGACUUGCCUUUGUCUGAGGAUGGUGGCGAGGAGGGGCAGGAUGAGGAGAUGGGGGAUGGUGGUGAGGAGUCGAGGAUUGCUACUGGGGAUGAUGAUGAGGAGUAAAUGGGAUGAUGCAUUUAUCGCAUCUUUGGGCAAAAAUUCAUCGGAUUUUGGGAGGAUUUGCGUAAUGGAGAGAUUUCGGAAAUCUCACAAAAGCUGUUGCUUGGAUGGGGAGGUCAUAUUUCCGGAAUGCUCUGUACCGUGUUGCUUGCAUCUGCGCGAAGCGGACGGAGUUUCGGACACAAACAACAAUUAAUACAAAGCAUAGGAGAGCAUGGGGUGGAGGAAAGGCAUCAUGGUGACGCUGCAUAAACAUUAGAUUCGCAGGAUCACAAUGCUCAAUAAACUCAAUUUGUUCUUU
Molecule: messenger RNA, 5044 nt
Organism: Podospora pseudopauciseta
Lineage: Eukaryota; Fungi; Ascomycota; Sordariomycetes; Sordariales; Podosporaceae
Gene: rec8
Product: R8 protein
Exons: 7
Coding region: 790-4746 (1318 amino acids)
Biological process (GO): mitotic sister chromatid cohesion
Cellular component (GO): mitotic cohesin complex
Molecular function (GO): protein binding; chromatin binding
Source: RefSeq, a predicted model, not a curated record